UUUUAGAUUUUUGUAAAUGCGCUUUUUCCUUGGUGGACCACAGCUACCGUUUCAUACCUUGUCUAGAUGUGUUUUGCUUUAAAUAUCCUUCUCGAAACCACGACAGGCGGCAACCGAUUCCAUAGUUUACUACCACCACCAAGAACCUUCUAGAAAUCACGCCAAUCUUCCUACCUUCUCCGUUGUGUCUCCGGCGUAUUCGCCGGUGAUUUUUUUGCUCUCAGGUAAGCUGAUUAGGCGACUCUUUCGUCCUCGGCGUUCUUUUCUGAAAGCAAAAAAAGAGAGAGAAAAUCGGUUACAGAAUUUUCAAUUGAUGUCAGAGAGGUUCAAUUCUUGUGCCAGAAAUACAUCUGGAUUUGUUUGAAAUUUUCUUCUUAUAUGUGCAGUCAUCUGUAAUCGGCAGCAAUGGCGACGUCACCGGUUGGAAAAACCGGUGAAUUGACCGUAGGAGAGUCGCAGAGGACUAUUCCGACGCCUUUUUUGACUAAAACAUACCAACUUGUUGACGAUCCGUCAUCGGACGAAAUGAUUUCAUGGAACGAACACGGAAACGCGUUCGUCGUUUGGCGACCGGCUGAAUUUGCUAGAGACUUGCUUCCGAAAUACUUCAAACACAACAAUUUCUCGAGCUUUAUUCGACAGCUGAACACUUAUGGAUUUAGGAAGACCGUAUCUGAUCGUUGGGAAUUCGCGAAUGAUUACUUCCGUAGAGGCGAAAAAACUCUCCUCCGUGAGAUACACCGUCGAAAAAUCUCUACCACCACUUCGGCAACACAGGCAGUAAUUACAGCAAUCCCCUUGGUAGGUCUUCCAAUCCCAACAUCUCCUGCAAAUUCAAGUGAAGAACUCGCCGGAUCAUCAAAUUCGUCACCAAUCAUAACGAUGAUCCACGGCCAACCUUGUACGACCAAGACGGAUCUCGUAGAAGAAAACGAACGGUUGAAGGAACAGAAUUCCAACUUGAGAUGCGAACUGAGUCAUCUUCGAAGCUUGUGUAGCAAUGUUGUUAAUCUGAUGUCUAAUUUCGUUUCAAAUCAACCGGAGAUGGAAAUUGAUGGAUCAGAAGAGAAGGCGGUUGAAGGUAGCGCCACUGGUCCGGAGGUUGAAGAAGAGAUGUGUCCGCGGUUGUUUGGUGUAUCACUGGGCGUAAAACGUGUGAGGAGAUCCGCCAUUGAAGAGCAGGAAGAUGAUGAGAAGAUGGUUGAAGAACAAAAAUUCAUGUAAAUUAACAGUUGUACGUUGUUGUACAAACAUCAAAGCACAGACCAAAAAAUCAUAGACUAGAUGUAAUAUAAGCGUGCGUGCAUGACCAGACAAGCAAAAUGCUUAUAUAUUAUUAUAUCCUCUCUGUUUUAACGUUGGAAUUCGAUCAAAUCAUGCAUUCAAAAGGUAAAAAAUGAGUUUCAGUGUUGAUAUAUGUGAGGAAGUAAUAACUGAGA
Messenger RNA from Cynara cardunculus var. scolymus (artichoke), 1439 nucleotides. RefSeq names its product heat stress transcription factor B-2b. Gene Ontology annotation, biological process: regulation of transcription by RNA polymerase II. Gene Ontology annotation, molecular function: RNA polymerase II cis-regulatory region sequence-specific DNA binding; DNA-binding transcription factor activity. Lineage: Eukaryota; Viridiplantae; Streptophyta; Magnoliopsida; Asterales; Asteraceae. The transcript is spliced from 2 exons. The record is from RefSeq and is a predicted model, not a curated record. Gene Ontology annotation, cellular component: nucleus. Bases 406 to 1224 code for a protein of 272 amino acids.